Molecule: messenger RNA, 6167 nt
Organism: Lytechinus variegatus (green sea urchin)
Lineage: Eukaryota; Metazoa; Echinodermata; Echinoidea; Temnopleuroida; Toxopneustidae
Gene: ncapd2
Product: condensin complex subunit 1-like
Exons: 32
Coding region: 117-4529 (1470 amino acids)
Biological process (GO): mitotic cell cycle; meiotic chromosome condensation; mitotic chromosome condensation
Cellular component (GO): condensed chromosome, centromeric region; nucleus
Molecular function (GO): histone binding
Source: RefSeq, a predicted model, not a curated record
UUUUUUACAAUACAAUUUUCCGCGGAUUUUCAAGCCGUUGAUGUGAAAUCCUUCGCCUACGGUAACAAACAACAUUUUGCCAUUUUGAGGUGUUGAUAAGGUUUUAAUAGAGGAAGAUGAGCUUGAAGGAAUUUGUGCUUCCUCUUCAUUUGAAGGACCUUCAGCAUGGCACAGGGAUUAAUCAGUACAUUGUGGAAGAGGUGUAUCCCGUUAGACAGAUUGCAGAUAAGAUUGUGGGUUGUAAAUCAUCCCUUCAUCACGAUGGAUCGUUCAUGAUUCUUGAUCAUUUUGAUAGCUUCUACAGUCUUCUCAGACAAUUCUCAAGUGUGGAUCAAGACGCCAAGGAGGAAGCAUGGGAAAUCAUCUUGACAGCAUGUUCGAGGAAUGUAGACGCUCUCACCAAGUUCAUUGACAGUCCGAGCAGUGAUCCUAAGUUCAGACAUCUCCUUCUCAAUGCAACCAAGAUGACUACAUUCAUCCUAUGCCAGCUGACUGAAGCCUUUGAGACGGAAGCCUGUAAACCCUCGACAGACACCGCUACCAUGAAGGGAAAGGGACGUAAGAAGACGGUGAAAGUGGGUGCGUGGGACUGGGAUAGUGAGAAGGAGAAAUCUCUUCAAUGCAUCAUACAGACUCUCCAACUUGAUAUAUGUAGACUGUGGGAUCCUCCAGUUGUAGAAGGAGAAUUUGUCAAUCUGGUUAGUGGUACUUGCUACAAGCUGUUAGAAAACCCGUUGAUCACAAGGAAUACUAGCACCAGAGAUGUCAUCACACAGAUCUUAGGUCUUCUCUUCAAAAGAUACAACCAUGUACUAGGUGGGACUUUGAAGAUCCUCCAACUGGUGCAGCACUUUGAGCACCUUCCUGGACCUCUAGCUCAAUCAGUACAGACCAUUGCUACUCAGUAUGGCGUUAAGAGCGUUGUCAGCGAGAUCAUGAGGGAGAUAGGAAGCUUAGACUCACAGGACCUGACGAGGGAUAACAGCGGUACCCGUUCUUACGCUAGCUUCCUGGUUGAAAUGGCUGAAAGGGUUCCCGAUGCUAUGUUGCCUUGUAUCAGUCUUAUUCUAUCUCAUCUAGAUGGAGAGUCCUACACCAUGCGUAAUGGUGUACUGGGAGUGAUUGGAGAGAUCGUCAUCAAAGUAUUGAGCAAGGAACAGCUUGACAGCAAGGCCAAGACGGCAAGGGAUCAACUACUUGACAAACUUGAGGACCACAUCCAUGAUGUGAAUGCAUUCAGCCGCAGUCGAGCCCUGCAGGUCUGGCUUCAUCUGUGCCGUGAACGUGCUAUCCCUCUCUCUCGCCAGCACUCGGUCAUGGAGCUGACCGUAGGUCGUCUCAGAGACAAGUCUAGUAUCGUCCGUAAGGGAGCCGUCCAGCUGGUGUCUGCAUUCCUCACCAGCAAUCCAUUCGCAGCAAAGCUUUCUGCAGAAGAGUUACAGGCCAACCUGGAUAAAGAAGAAGAGAAACUGAAAGCAAUGAUGCCUGAUGAACCACAAACAGCCACCAAUGAUGUGAGUCAUGACCCUGUUAAGAAUUGGACGGCAAUGGAGCCUGAGAUCAAGACUACCAUUGCAAAGAUCUUGUCAUCUGAGGAUGAAGAGAGUUUACUACAGAUACCAGAUGACGCAUCUCCAAUGGAUACCAUUGAUGAGAUCAUUGAACUCCUUGACAAAUCCCAGCACACCAGGGCCAUCAGACUACUGCAGUCUGCCCAGAGCAUCUGGCCAGAUCAACAAGCUUUCAUCCCUCUACAGGAUACUACUGGUUCUGAUGAUGAGGAUGAAGAGCUUUCUUCUGAAGGCAAAGAUCUUCUUCAGAUGCUCAAAUCUAUCUACCUUGGAUCAACUCCAGCAAGUCCUGUUCCCGACAGUUAUGACCCUGCCGAUCUGGUCAAGGUGGGCGAGGAUGGAGAACCAGAGGUCAAGAUGACCACUGUCCAGGAUGAUGACCCAGUGGUCAAUGAACUCAGCAAGCAACAGAUCCUUGUCCAGUAUCUGUCUGAUUGCGUCAAGUUCGCCGGCAUGGUGAAGAUGUGCGUCCCAACUGUCUGCGAACUCUUAUCGUCCAAGCAGACCACAGAUAUCCUUGAAGCAGUGACCUUCUUUGUGACUGCCCAUGAGUUUGGUGUGUCUAAUGCCGCCGAUGGUGUGCGUCGCAUGAUGGGACUCAUCUGGUCCAAGGAACAGUCGGUCAAGGAUGCCGUAGUGACGGCCUACAAGAGGCUCUACCUUAGCCCAAGUGGAAAGACAGUCAGAGCAAGGAGUCUGGCUGUCGUCCGGAACCUGCUCCAGCUGACAUGUGGGGCAAGCCUCGGCGAGCUGACCUCGUUGGAGGAGAUGGUAUCGGAGUUUACCAAGAAUGGGGAAUUCCCCUCCCAAACCACACAGAUCCUAUGGGAGUUCUUUACCAUGAAGCAUCCAGAGACCACGCCCACUGAGAGCAGGGCGGCACUCCAAUUGCUGGGGAUGGCAGCAUGUGCUGAUCCUGGUAUCAUCCAUAGCAACGUUGAGGUGCUGGUGUCUGAGGGUUUGGGGGAACGAGGGAUGAAAGACUUCAUGCUCGCCAAAGACACCUGUCUUGCUCUGCUCAAACUGGUCGGUAAUGAAAAGCCCAAAGUUUUGAGCGGUAAAGAACAGUUCAGGUUCGAUAGCACGCAUGAGAUCUUCAGCAAACUGGGUGAUAUUCUUGUACAAGGUAUGACCGAGCAAGAGAAUAAGUACUGGGUGCCCCUAGCCGAGACGGCCGUUAAGACCAUCUACCGCCUGGCUGAACACCCUGACGUCCUGUGCGGUGAGAUCCUCAAACGCCUGGCUGCUGUGUUACUCGCUAGCAGAGAACAGUCUCAAGAAACAGCGUCCGAGGAGAUGACAGAGGAAGAAAGAAAGGUCCCUACAUCAGGUUGCCCUGUUGGUUUAUUAUCUCGUCUGAUGGCCAUCUCUGGUCAGAUCGCCCUUCAGCAGUUGAUCCACCUGGAUGUGAUGGUGCAAUGUGAGCUCAAACGAAGACACAACAUUCAAGAGAAGAAGAAGGAAGACAAAGAAAAGAAAGCAAAGAGUGAAGGUGAUAACGCGAAUAUUGAAGAUGAGAUGGGUUUGGCUGGAGCAACUGCUGAAGAUGCUGAAGGAGAGUUUAUCAAAAGGAUCUGUGAUUCUAAUAUUGUGACAGGGCCCAAUCUUCUUGGAGCUAUCAAGCCCCUGGUGGUCCUGGUCUGUAGCAACCCUGUCAAGUAUUCCAGCCCGGAGCUCAGGGCGACCGCGAGCCUUGCCCUGGCUAAGUUCAUGCUGGUCAGUGCAGAGUUCUGCGAGGCACAGCUCCAGCUGCUCUUCACUGUCCUAGAAAAGGCGCCAGAAGCUAUUAUCCGAGCUAAUACUAUCAUCGCCAUCGGAGAUCUUACAUUCCGUUUCCCCAAUCUCAUUGAGCCGUGGACAGCCCACAUGUAUGCUAGGCUUCGUGACCCCUCUGCCCACGUCCGUAAGAACACCCUCAUGGUACUGACCCAUCUGAUUCUCAACGACAUGGUCAAGGUCAAAGGUCAAAUCAGCGAGAUGGCGUCUUGCAUCAUCGAUUGCGAGGAUCGCAUCGCUAGUCUGGCCAAACUCUUCUUCUUUGAGCUGUCGAAGAAGGGUAAUGCUGUGUAUAACAUCCUUCCCGACGUAAUCAGUAGACUGUCCGAUCCAGACCUAGCUUUACCGGAAGAAGACUUCAAGACCAUUCUUAGGUACCUCCUGUCCUUCAUUCAGAAAGACAAACAAGCUGAAUCCUUGGUUGAGAAACUCUGUCAUCGUUUUAGAGCCACUAGAUCCGAAGCACAGGUUCGCGAGCUAGCUUUCUGCCUCUCCUUACUCAACUUCAACGAGAAGGGAUUCCGCAAGCUGCAGGAGAACGUUGCUUGCUAUGCUGAUAAACUUGCUGAUGCUGAGGUCUAUGGGUAUUUCACCACCAUCAUUUCAAAAGCCAAGAAGGCUGUCAAACAAGAAACAAAGGUCCAGGUCGAUGAUUAUGAACAGAAGAUAAACGAGUUUCAUCUGAAGGGAGCCGAUGAAAAUGCUACAGCCGAGAAAGCAUCCAAGGCAUCAUCGGCUGCUGCAGCACUCACCAAGAAGAAUGCCAAAACACCAGGCAAGAGAAGAGGCAAGAAGGGACAGACCCCUGCCAGGACCCUGAAGGAGAAAGAUCUGAACCGCGAUAGCAACGAGGAAGACGAUGACGACAUCGAAGACGAUGUCCGUACCAGGCGCAAGCCGGAUCCUCUCAAUACCUCUCUCCCUGACCCCGGUUCCGCCCCGAGGGUGAGCAGGAAGGGGCGUAGGAAAGUACCCCCUCCUAUACCCUUCUCAAGCGAUGAGGACAGUGACGAUGUCUUUGCUCCUCCUCCAAAACCCAAGAUGAAUCUUGAUAGCGAGGAUGGGGAUGAGGAGAAUAUCAAACCAUCCAAAUCAAGAUCGGUCAAGAAAUCUACCAAGCCUAAGGGUAAGACACCAGCCAGAUCUCGCAGACAACGAACCUCUCAACAGGUGGAAACCUAGAAGAAAGACGUGUAUAUUUACCAGUCUAUUUUCCUCAUUUUCCAUGUGUAUAUUAUCGAGCCAUUGAACUGCUAACAAUCCCCUUAGUUUCAGAAAUUUAGUGACUUUCAGAUAUCGUGUAUAGAAUCUAGUGGUAACCCGGACCAAAUACAGAAUAUUUUUCAUUGAAUUAAACGGAAUUUAUUUCCAUAUCUUUAAUAAACAACAUAUUUAAAGCAUGAAACAUAACAUGUCAUGAUGGAGUAUUCAAAGAAGUUUAUAAAACAGAAUAUAGUGGCAAUUUGCUGGGGAUCAUAUAAAAGUUUUUUAAAAGUUUUGAUAAAAGAAAUUUCAAGGAUAAUUGUGAUGGGUAUUUGGUGCAUUUUUAUAUAAAAAUAUCUCAGUUAAGUAAUGUCAUGAAUCUAGAAUUCACCCUCUUCUGAAAUUUUUUUCGGAUUCUUAAAAAAAACAUGUAAAUACUUGGAGAUUGGUCAAUGUCAUACAUGUAAAUUUAUUAGAAUUCUUUUAAUAUACUUUUAAAAUUUGAUGUGCUGUUUACAUAUCAUGUUUUUACAAUUGUCAAUUAGUCUGCUUGUUAUGUAUAAUAAAUGUGUGGAAUUACUUUCAAGGGACCUUGGGGCAUAAGCGUACACACUUUUUUUUCUGAUAAUGAUUCUUAUCACGCUUCAAACUUUUGCUUACUAAGGCUUUUACGGCAAGAAUCAUUAAUUUCCAUUAAGGUGGACUUUGGGAGGGCCCUAUUUUCGAAUCCCUGCCCCUGAAAAAAAAAACAGUUCCCCAUAUCAAAUUUGCAUUCUAAAUAAUGAUUUAUCUCAUCACCCUUGAGACAAAACAUUCACAGAUUUAAUAAUCAUAUUAAGUAUAAUUAUAGGAAUUCAUAUAGUUUCUUCUAUUUAAUAGUAGUCUACAGAGGUUCCAACUAGUACUGAUUUUCAGUAUUUAGUACUGAAAAAUGAGAAGAAUACUGAUGGUUUCAUGCAAACUACUGAUUUCUAAGUUUCAGUUUUAUGUGUAGCCCUAUGGCAUUUCUUCGGAAAUACUGAUUUCCUCACCGAAAUACUGAUUUUCUGCUUUUAAAAUACCGGUACUGAAAUGCUUUGAAUCUAUUCUGAGGUGCACUAUCUUUAUCAGCCGGGCUUUAGCUCAGGCUACCACUUCCAAUGCCAUUGCAUUUAAAUAUCUUAUCCUGCAGGGUACCUAUUCAACUUACAGUACAAUUAAUUUGAUAUGGAGUCAUGUUUCCCUUGAUUAGUUUAUAAGUACCAAGUAACUUUCACAUUUAACCUGAAGUGCUUUUAAAAUGUGAAUAAAGAUUGUUAAAAUGUUGAUAUUCCCCAGUACCAUUAAGACUAAUGUGAUUCAUAUGUAAAUCCGCCCAGUAGUCUACCUGUAACAGUAGAGAGGGUUUUUUUUAAAUUCAUUUUUAACUGUGAAACGUGUCCUAUAUUUAACAAGCUUGUCAUGAAUUUUUAUGAUUUAUAAUUUAAUAUUUUGAGAAGAAUUUUAUUAUUCAACGAAGCUGCAGAACAUAUGAUUCUAAGCUUUCUGUAAUGAUUAAAUGACCAUGCAGUGUCCUUUUAUUAUGAAUCUAAUAUUAAAUUAAUUUUAAAUAUAAUAAAUAUCUUUGUAAAUCUGGCA